Molecule: messenger RNA, 9390 nt
Organism: Biomphalaria glabrata
Lineage: Eukaryota; Metazoa; Mollusca; Gastropoda; Planorbidae
Product: leucine-rich repeat protein SHOC-2-like
Exons: 17
Coding region: 201-2024 (607 amino acids)
Molecular function (GO): protein binding
Source: RefSeq, a predicted model, not a curated record
ACGAUGUAAUGCGCAUUUUUACUGCGCAACUAUUGUCUGUGGAACAACACAGGAUUAAAAGAAUACUAAAUGAUGUGAAAAAAAAAAUUAAUACGAUUUAUUAGUGCUUUUAAUCGUGCCCCAAAUGCAAUACUGAAUCAUAUGAAUAGCAUGGGAUAUUCGCUCAGAAUGUUUUAAAGUUCUAAAUUUAAGUCAGCAAUAUGUCAAAAAAAACAAAUAAAACAUUAGAAAAUUCAGCUGCUGCUGAACGUCUAGCGGAUUGGAGAGGUGGAGACAGUUAUACAGGACAAGGGCCAUUGUCUGUUGUAGAUUCUGAUUCCCCAGAAUAUGACACACAUACAGCUUUUGGUCAGGAGCUAGAUGAUGAUAUGGAAACCAUGUCAUUAAGAGAUGGAGACAGAGAUAAGCAACAGGAUAAGAAGAGUAGCAUGUCUUCACUGACUAUUGAUCCAAGUACUGGGAAAAAGCAAGUUUCUGUUACUAUGCCAGGACAAAGCAAGGCCAAGCCUGUUAAUAUAGGUAGACCAUCAAUUAAAGCAGAUUUGGAUGUUGUUAAAGAGUUAAAAAAAUGUAAAGAGGAAAAUGCCUUAAUAUUGGAUUUAAGCAAAUCACAAAUUUCAUUAUUGCCAGCAAGUAUAAAAGAGUUGACCAAGUUAACAGAGGUGUAUCUUUACAGUAAUCGACUAACACAUCUACCUGCAGAAAUGGGUUCACUCACUGGUUUAGUUACAUUAGCAUUGAGUGAAAAUUCUAUCUCCAGUUUACCUGAAACAUUUGCUGCAUUAACCAAUUUACGUGUCUUGGAUCUUAGACAUAAUAAAUUUCAAGAGAUUCCCAAGGUUGUGUAUCAACUUCGUUCUUUGACAACAUUAUUUCUUAGGUUCAAUAGAAUAAAAGUAGUGGAUGAUGAGAUUAGUAAUCUAAUUAAUUUAACUCGUUGUAGUUUACGUGAUAAUAAAAUCAAAGAAUUACCUAGUGGAAUUGGGAAAUUAGAGAAACUUGUCAUCUUUGAUAUCUCACACAAUCACUUGGAGCAUUUACCAAAUGAUAUUGGCAAAUGUGUCAUGUUGAAUUCUUUAGAUCUACAACACAAUGAACUUGUUGAUAUCCCUGAAUCUAUUGGUAAUCUUAAAGACCUGAAUCGAUUAGGACUUAGGUAUAACAAAUUAAGUGUAAUUCCAAGUACAUUGGCCAACUGUAUAAAUAUGGAUGAAUUUAAUGUUGAAGGGAAUAACAUAUCAUCUCUACCGGAGGGCCUCCUGUCAAGUUUAACAAAACUGACCAGUAUAACUCUGUCUAGAAACAAAUUGGAAAAAUAUCCCACUGGUGGUCCAUCUCAGUUCUGCUCUGUCUAUUCUUUAAACAUGGAACACAAUCGGGUGAACAACAUUCCUUUAGGAAUUUUUUCUCGGGCUAAGCAUCUUACAAAACUGAACAUGAAGGACAAUUUAUUAUCUGCACUUCCUCUAGAUAUGGGCAGCUGGGAGAAUAUGGUAGAGCUGAAUUUAGGCACCAAUCAGCUGACCAAAAUUCCAGAUGACAUUCACAACCUCAACAAACUGGAAGUUCUUAUUCUUAGCAAUAAUUCAUUAAGACGAUUGCCAGCCAAUAUUGGAAAUUUAAAGAAAUUAAGAGUUUUAGAUUUAGAAGAAAAUAAGUUGGAAUCAUUGCCACCUGAGAUAGGUCACCUCCAAGAAUUGCAAAAAUUAAUAGUCCAGACUAACCAGCUGACAUCAUUGCCAAGAACAAUUGGAUAUUUAAAAAAUUUGCAGUACCUUGGUGCAGGGGAAAAUAACCUCAACUCUCUACCUGUUGAAAUAGGUGCACUUUCAUCACUGGAGUCAUUAUAUAUAAAUGAUAAUCAAGAACUGCACAGCUUACCUACUGAGCUAGCCUUCUGUAGUAAUUUGCAGAUUAUGUCCAUUGAAAAUUGUCCACUUAGUCAAAUUCCUGCAGAUAUUGUAGCCCGUGGACCAUCUCUAGUAAUACAGUACUUGAAGCUUCAAAAUCAAUAUACACCUUAAAGAGCUGACAUACUGGUACACAGCAUGUUGACUGGCUGGUAGACAAUGAGCUUGGUUGUGGAUAACACACAAAACCUGCCAAGACCCUGCUCGGUGUCAGUUUGUAUUCUGAUCGUUUAUGUCCUACCAGUGAGCUACACCAGUCAAAUCUGUUUGCCAUAGAGGCAUUCUUUUGUUUUGUGCAUUAAGUUUCUCUAAUCCACAUCAUCUUGUGCUAUUUGAACUAAUGGCUGUGAUGGGAAUGAUGCAUUUUUUUGUAUUGUUUCUCGAUAUUGACUCUGUCCCAGAAGCACUCUGGAUUAAUUGAUGAGUUGUGUACAAGGAAUACAUAUAAUUGUGCCUGAUACAGUUUGAUCUAAAUCAUUGAUUUAUUAGUGUAUAGAUAUCACAUCUUUGAAAAAUAUUCUUGAUACAAAUCAGAAAUGGAUUCAUUCUCUGUAAGCUUAAUUUAAUUAUUUUUUUUUUACUUUACAAUUGGACAUUUCCUAUUAGUCUCUAGUUGUCUUAGUAUAGCUUGACUCUAUGGCUGAGAAAGUGAAUAAUUGUACUGGGCAAAUAUUUUAUACUCUAAACCCCAUCAUCUUAAUAAUGUAGCCUAGACAUUGUAGGAGCAAUGUGACCAACAGAUUAUUACCUUUUCUCUGUUUUUGGAGUGUGGCAAUGUGAUCAGUCAUCAUUGCAAACUUCUAUUUGAGAAAUGUGGUAUUUGGCAGUGUGAGAAUGGGGACAUUGCAUACCAGUGAUCUAGACAUGGACAUUGAACAGACCUUUUUUUUCCCCUUUGAUUUUAGUCUUUCAUCAUUGGACAAUUGUCCAUUCAACUAGAAAUGCUACUAGAUCAGAUUUUUGGACUGCAACCUAAGGUGUUUCACUAUCCUAGUGAUUGUGUUCAAAUGUUGGUUUUAUUGGAUGGAUUUCUGUUGGUAUACAAUCAUACCCUCAUUUUGAUCAGCUAAAUGACAUGCUGGAAUCUAAUCCUAGUGAUCAAAGUGGUCAUCUUUUUUUGGAAGGCAUUGAUUGAUCAAUCCUUUACAAUUGUGGUUUGUUCUUAUACAUCUUUUCUAAUUAAUGGCUGUUGUUUGAAUGUAGCCACAAUUUUUAUGUCCAAUUUUGCUCAAACAUGUCUUUGUUUAAGAGAACAUUAUUAGUGAAGAACAAAUGAAAAUGAGUAAGUGAAUGAAUAAAGCAGUUUAUGUGUAUAAGGAAAACUUAGAUGUGUACUAAAUCUCUUUGAAGUAGCAAGGGCUGCAGAAGGUCAAUGAUAAUUUUGGGUUUCAUAAGUAUUAUGGAUAACACAACAUUUUUGGCUAAUUGGUUAUUUUUCAAAAAGUGGACUUACACAGUAAUAGAAAUCAUAUCAUAUUGUUAAAAUAAUUUUAAUAUAGGCUCCCCUUUAUGAUUUUAAACAAAAAUCUAUUCCCAAAUGUAGUGUUAUUGUUGACUUUUGGCCUAAAGAGUGGUCUUAGUUUGUGCUAUUUGAAAAAAUCCCAAGUGCAAGUUGGAUGCCUUACAGUGUUUCACAAAAUCUAUGUGAUAUCCAAUCACCAACUAGCAAAAAAAAAAAUCAGCUAAUUUGUAAAUUUGGUAGUCUAAAUAGUAAGGACUAGUUCAUUUCAGUUUCUGCAUAGAUUGAAAUUGUAGAUCAUAAAAGUAAAUACCAAGAAAAAUAUAAAAAAUAAUUCUUUUUAAAAAGACAAUACUUUCUUUGUACAACGUAUAGAUCCAAUGUUUUUCUCUUAAUAAUUAAUGAAUGUCAGAUUUGUUAAAAAAAAAUUUCCGUGAACAUUAAUUUAUUAAAUUUUGUAAUGCAUAGGGCCUAUGUGCGGAAAUACCUAAAGACAUAUAUUCUGUUCAAAAUAAAUACUUUCUAGUUCUUUAGCCAAAUUUAAAUAAAUAUCUUUUUAUACUUUGAAAAAUAAUAACGGUCAAACUAGAUUUUUCCCAGUCAACCAACAAGUUAUUUUCCAAGCGAUUAUACAUAAACUGUCAAAUUUCUAGGAAAAUCGUUAUUUGCAAAUUUUGAGAAAACCAUGUCCACCCAGGUUCUAGGAUUUGCCCAUUCUGAAUGUGUGACUUGAGUAGAGGUAUUGUAAAAGCUAUAAGAUAGGUCUUAUAUUGGCAGAUAGCUAGAGUUGUCAAUUUUAUCUUUUUUUUGAGAUGAUCCAGUAUAAUUCCAUUGUAAAAUUUGUAGCAGUAAAAAUGUUCAACAUAAGUGUUUCACUGACAUAGUCCUAAAAUCCAAACAUGAAUACAUCUAGGCCUAAAAAUAUUUACCUAAAUCUACAUACCUUUUUCUAAAAUAUAAAUGAAAAAAAGUAAGGGGUAUUGUAUGUAUCUCCUGAAUAAAAAUCAAAACUGUUUCACCAAUCUUGAUAAAAUUUGUCAUAAAUGUUUCUUAGAUCAUUGCGGAAACUGUAGUGUAUGUUUAGUGUAUGUUUAAUGUCAGCCCUCAACUGGAGGGCCCUAAAAAUAGACAAAAGUACUUAAUUGUAUCUCUUUUAAUAAACUAAUUUUUAAACAAAUCAGAUCUCUCAGUAUUUUAUAUUUGAUAUGAAUAUCUCAGCUCAAUUGGUAAGCCCUUUCACACUCUACUUUAAUUUUGGUAGCAAAAUAAUGGAACAUUCUCCAUGUUUAACAUAGAUCUAAAUUCAAUCCAGUAGAUUAGUAAUACCCAAACUAAGUCUAGAAUAUAAAUGAAAAAAAGAUUUCAAUAGGUACUGGUAUAUAAACAUAGUAAAAUGGUUCAAAAUUUUUGUCUUGAAUAUUUCACUAGUUCAAAAUAGCUUCACAGAUAAGCAGAUAUAGAAUGAAACAUUUUGAAACAAUGAUGUCUAGUGAAAACAGAGGGUCUGUAUUGCCCAUAUUACAAACAUUAUAUCAUGCCACUCUGUCUGGUAAAAAGUUGUGCCUGUUAUUUUAUCGCACACUUAUUUCUUGAUGAUAUAUGAUUCAGUAAAAAGAUUAACCAAUUAGUCAAUUAAUUACUGGUACUGGUAAUUAAUUAUUUUGUUUGAUACCAACAAAGUAAAUUCAUCUUUCAUUAUUCACAUAUAUCGCUAAAUAUUUAGGGUUUGUCCCCUUAGAUAUUUUAUUAGUUAUUUCUCCCACACCCAUUUUCAGAUCAAUUUGAAACUAACAAUUAUUUAUUGUAUCUAACAAAACAUGAAUCAUUUUUUUAAAAUUAACCAAUUAGUCAAUUAUUGGUAAUUAAUUAUUUUGUUUGAUAUUGAACAAGGGAAAAGUCUUCUACAUUAUAGAGAGAUAAAUAGUUGUAAGUGCAGAGCUCCUCCCCCUCAGAUAAGCUUUGUUUUUUUAAAAAAAAAAAAAGGAUUUUUAUGUUUUGCUUGUUAAGGAAUACAUUUGUUGUUGCUUUGCUGUAUUUAAAGGAAAACUCCUAUGGUUUUGACCACUUUUGAUAUGAUGUCUUUUUAUUUACAUAUAUUGAAUAUAUUGUGCUUUUCAUUUAAUUUACAUUAGUAACUUAGUAAUUGAUGUUUUUCUGAUGUAAUUUUUCUGUGCAUCCAAAAAAGUCAAAUUUUGUGCUUCUAUGUGACGUUAGACAUCCCUAAAUGUUUACAUAUAUCUGACCAGGUUGUUAACAUCAGUUAGACUUGCAGGCCUAUUUACUUUUUGAACAGGGAUGGAAAUGCUAGUUUUUCCCUUGAGUUGGUUAGCUUAAUGCACUGAGUAGGUUUAUUUAAUUGUACAUCUAACUCAGUAAUACUCAGUAUAGAAUAAUCUAUGGAAGAUGUGUCUAACAAAUGUUCUUGUACAAAAAGGAUGCAUAUAUAUAUAUAUAUAUAUAUAUAUAUAUAUAUAUAUAUAUAUACUGGUAUAUAUCGUUAUUUAUAUACAGGUAUAUAAUUUUAAACAAUUCUAAUGACUUAUUGUAUAAUGGAAAACCUUACUGUAAAUUUUAAAAUCUGGUAAAAGAAAUAGAACUAAGCAAAGACAAAAAAAAGUGUUGAGAAACAUUUGAUCUUGUGUAACCAGUGUAAAGAUAGACUUGCUUGAUUAACCAUGUCAUUGUGCUAGUUUCUCGCCUAACCCCUCAACAUACAACAAACACUAUUGCUUAUAGUGCAAGAAAAAAUUAUGUGGUGAUCUUUUUAUGACUGAGUACUUGAAUCCUACUAAAGUUCUAGGGUAGGCCUACACAGAACAGUUUGUUAAAAUCAGUUGGACACACUGUUUUUUACUUUUUAAAAACUAUUUUUCUAAGCAUCUAAAUUGAAAAUGGUAUAUAUAUAUAUAUAUAUAUAUAUAUAUAUAUAUAUAUAUAUAUAUAUAUAUAUAUAUAUAUAUAUAUAUAUAUAUAUUUUGUUUACUGUUACUUUUUAUCCAGAAUUUAAAUAUGUCAAUAACUCAAUUUUGAAAAACAAUUGGUGUUUCCCUUUAAGUUUUAAAGCAGCAUAAAAUCUGAAAGAUUUUUUUCAUCAGACUUUUCCUUUUCAAACUAUUUUACAUAGAUGUGAAUUAGACAUUUAUGAAAACUUAAUGUGAAACCUUCAAGAGCAUCCUCCAUUACAAUGUAAGCAUUGGUGUAAGAACUACUAACUUGCACUUAGUGAAUGACUAGAUGGUGUGUCAGGGACAGAGGAAGAGCUAGCUAACUUAGUGAUGCACACGAAAAGAUUUCCGCCGCAUAUAAGUUGAAAAGCUGGCAAGUGUCAGAGCUGUUGUUUCAGGCGAAGAAUUGGCUAGAAUUGCACAGUCCACUACAGCACUUGCAUAGGUUAAGACAAUCUGGAUAGACAAUAACAUAGUCCUUGGCAAUAAUGUCAAACUGAUGGGUUCUCUGGUCAUGGGGACAUUCUUGUAUGGUUGCGUAUCUUAGACUGCAGAAUUAUAGAGGAGGAAUUUAGCCAUGGAAUUGAGAAUAUAUGGAUCCUAGGUAUCACCUACUAAUACUGCAACUCAAAUGAGGAAAUUUAAAACAGGAUCAAUAGGGCCCCAUGAUGACCUGUUGACCACUCAUAAAAAAAACAACUUAAAAUGUAUGUAGAUAUUAUGGGGUCAGAUAUUGGGUUGCAAAGAUGUACCUUGAGAGAACAGUACCAUAUAAAAGAAAAACAGACAGAGAAAGUGAUGGGAAGACAAAGAAUGGGUGGGCCUGUCAUUGAAAGUGAUUCUAGUCAAGGCAAAAGAGAGUGUCCACAGAUCAUGUGUGAUGCCUCAACUGUCCAACAGACUAAGGGUGGGGGUGAAUGUGUAAUACAUGUUGAACAAAACUAUUAAUGGAAUAGUACAUUUUGUUUGAGACAUUGUUGACAUAUUUCAAAAUUUCAUUAUUUUUUACUAAAACAUUAAAGUACGGUAAUCUGUGAAAAAGAUAAAAAUUUACUGGGGUAAUUUACUCAUAGUCUUUUGAGUUCUUAACUAAUUCACUUCAAUUAACCUUCCACCGCCUUGACAGUUUAAUAUUUGUUGAAUUUUUAACAAGAGCAUAGCAUAACUGAUUACCAAGCGUAGUUAGUAAAUUGAUUUCUUUAUCUUUCAGUUUUGCUUUGUACAAAAUUGAAUUCUCAAGUCACUUAGCUAUAGAUCACAACAUACAAGAAAUUCUUCCCAAGCUAACAUCAUCUUUCCCUUUUUACCUAAAUGCGAGACACUUUUCUACUUGUAUAUACCGGUACUGGUACUAUGUAUAUAUAUUUAUGUCCUUUUAAGCAUGACAUGCAGGAUUAGUGUCCAACCCAGCACAUCUGUCAAAUAGUGUAAUGCUUCUCUACUGUCCACACCAGCCUCUAGCAGAACAUGGUUAUUUUUAAAGUAGUCCUGCCAGCAAAUGCCCAUUAUGGAGUGGAGGCACCUUAGAUGCCUUCUAUAGAGCACUGAGGUCUCAGAGACCAUUUUGCACUCACAGGCAUAGAGGAAAGUAGCUGGCAGCUGAAAAAGACAUUUGAAAAGCUCGCAGAAGGCUGUUUGACACCACAUUAAAAGCCCUUGCACAAGACAUAAACCUUCAAUAGACCCCCAGGGGGACAAUGGCUUUGUCUGCAUCAGAUGCGGAAAAAUACACAGGUUGCAGCUGGAUUUGCACUGCACUCAUUUUUUAUCUUCCGAAUCUAAGACAUUGCCAUGACCCAGUAUACUGUAUGUAUAUAUAUUCACACACACACACACUCCACCAUAAAUAGCCUUUUUUUGAAUUAAAGAAAGCAUUUUAAAUGAUUGGUUUAUGCUUUUAGAUGUGUAUGGCACAUAAGAGUACUGGUAAUCUAUGAAAAUGUGUUUUUCUUUUUAACUUUUGCAUAAUGAAUUUUGCUGGGCAAUUAGAAAGAGAAUCAUUUUAAGAAAUCAAGUAAUCCUAUUGAAUGAUUUCUGGCAUUCAGUGUGACUAUAAAACUUGCUGCUUGUAAUAUUGCCCUUGUACCAGUACCUUUGACUUACAAACCUAUCAACCCAAAGCACAUUAGAAUGUAGUUUCAGGUUAUAAUGUUGACAUAUUCUACAACAAUGGGCUACAUACCAGUACCUUAAAUUAAAUGGCUGGCCAGUCUUAGAAGUUAUUUACAGACAUAUCAAGUCUGUUAUAGAAUAUAAUACUAUUUGAACACAGCUUUUUGCCAAUACAUACCUGUACAGCAGUAUUUUUUUCUUCUGAAAACAAAUGCUUGACUAAUUGAGCAUAUGUUACUAUUUAGGCUAGCUAAGCUUUUUAAAUAGUGCUUGUUGUCCUCCCCCUUGUAAAUCCUAGGAGGUUGCACAAAUCCAUGCUAUGUACUAGUUUGUACUACAGUUACAAAGAAAACUGAAUUCUCUUAUUGAACUCAAAUCCUUUCAAGAACAUUAUAGCUAGAUAGUGAAUUAGGCUGUGUACAUGAGUUGACAAAUGUAAAUAAAGCUAAAUGGUGUAACUAUGUGUUGUUUCAUUGUAGGUAUACAAAUCUGCUUUAAAUAAAUUAUUGAGUGCAAAUGUUUUGCUUAAUUUUCUAUUUUUUAUAAUGCAGGAAUUACUAGUUGGUUUUUUAUUUUAAGAACUGUGAUCUAGAGUACAUAUUAGGCUUAUGUUAUCAAACAACGUUUUUCUUUUUGGCUUAAGCAUACAUUAGUCAUUAACAUGAAUUUCUCAAUUUCUAGAGCAAGUACUUUGAAAACUUCUAUUUAAUGAGUUGUAUUUAAAAAUACUCAAGCUUUCGCCCUGAAGUUUGAGAUCAAGCAGUUUCUAAACAGCAUGCUUCAAGCUAAAUUUGUUUUAGAAAACUAUUGAAUGUUGUUGCUUUGUCCUUCUGUUUGAUGAACUCUAUUGUGUUCAGUAGGUGACUAACUACUUAACUCGGCAUUGAGGUCACUUCCUGUGUGGAGUGGAGUGAAAGAAUUCUCUUGUUCACAUACUUGUCCAAUAAAAUAAUUGUUUUGAUUC